AUGAACAAAUUUACCGAGCCCAGCGAGUCAACAACUAUUCUCUUAUUCGGAUCACAAAUCGAGAAAUUAAACAAAGAUUCCCUGGACGAGAUUCAAAGCACACUACAAGACGGGCCUGCUCGGGAAUGGAUCCUCAAGACUAUAGCAGAGCUUCCGGACUACUGGGACACCCUAGCCAAACAGAUCCCUGAGAUCACCGAUGCACUCGGCGCCAAAGGGAAACCUCUUAUUGCACACCUUCACGCCUGGGUCCAACAAAUUACCAGCGGCAAUGAAGGAGGUGACUUUAUGCGCGAACUGGAGGCCUUGCCGAGCGUGGUGCUCUCACCUUUAGUGGUCCUCACCCAGUUGACGCAAUACCGCCAAUAUUUGGAACUGCAGCGAAAGGCCAGCAAUGCCCUAGCAGAAACAGAUAUCCACGCGAAGCUGGUUGGUCAAAAGAAGACGUCAACUUUGGGGUUCUGCAUGGGGCUCCUGGGCGCGUUCGCAAUCGCAUGUGCCCAUACCGCCAACGAGGUCGACGAAUAUGGAGCCGUGGCCAUCCGUCUUGCCAUGGUGGGUGGCGCCCUGAUCGAUGCCCAAGAUGAAUGGAGCAAGAAGGAGGGACAAGGCCCUUCCAAGUCCUUUGCAACGGCAUGGCGGACUGCCGCGCAGAAGCAGGAAAUGGAGCGGGUGAUCGACGACCUUUUCCCCGAGGCAUACACCUCUGUCUUCUACGACGAAGCACGGGGCACGGUGACGACGACGGAAAGGGCUGCGCCACGGCUAAUACGGCGAUUGCGAGCAGCUGGAAUCACCACUGCUGAGGUUGGCCUCAAGGGAAACAUCCACAGCCCGAAACCCGAUACCAAGGAGAAGACAGAGGCAUUCCUCCGCUUUUUGAGUUCCACCCCUGGCCUGCAGCUUCCAGAUGCUUCCCAUCUCGCUCUGCCAACCUACACGAAUGCUGGAGAUGGUAAGCCUGUCGGUACCGAUGCCGGUCCUAUGCACGAGGUCGCCUUGAGUGCCGUGUUCAUGCAACAAUGCAAGUGGUAUGACACCUUUGCGUCGGUCAAGAGGGCUCUCCUCGACCCCGUCUCGGAAGCAACUAUCGCAACUUUUGGCCCGGAUCGAUGUGUUCCACCAACUUUAGUGCGUUCUCUAGGGCUGAGGCUUGUCCAUUUUGCCGAUCUGCCUGCAGAGGUACGAGUGCAGCCAUUUUCUGGCAGCACUAAGGCGAGCCCUGCCAUCAAAGUUCUGGGACCGCCAGCACAGCCAUGCAGUGAUGUUUCUUUCAAUGAUUCGGAUAUUGCCGUGGUAGGAAUGGCGAUCAAUGUUGCUGGGGCCGGUGAUCUUGAUGAAUUCGCCGAAAUGCUCAAGACCGGCCAGUCACAGCACGAACUCAUUACUCCGGACCGCAUCGCAUUUGACACUUUGUUCCGCGAGGGUGAUAAAGAUCCGUCCCGCAAGUGGUAUGCCAACUUUAUCCGGGACUCUGACGCUUUCGACCACAAGUUCUUCAAGCGCAGCCCUCGUGAGUCUGCCUCGACUGACCCACAACAACGCCUCCUGCUCCAGGCGGCAUAUCAGGCAGUCGAGCAGUCUGGCUACUUCACCGAGGCGACUCGGAGUCCACGGAAAGAAGAAAGGUCCAGAGGCCAUGUCGGAGUUUUUGUCGGCUCGCCUGCAGUUGACUAUGAGCAUAAUGUGGCAUGCCAUAGCCCCAAUGCCUUCACAGCCACGGGAAAUCUGCAGAGCUUCCUGGCCGGCAGGGUUGCUCACUGGUUCGGAUGGACGGGCCCUGCAAUUACCAUCGACACAGCCUGUUCAUCAUCUGCAGUGGCCAUUCACAUGGCCUGCCGCAAUCUUCUCACGGGAGAAUGCAAUGCGGCCCUUGCAGGUGGUGUUGCUCUCUGUACAAACCCCCUGUGGUUUCAGAACCUGGCUGGGGCCAGUUUCCUGAGUCCAACUGGUCAAUGCAAGCCAUUUGAUGCGCAGGCAGAUGGUUUCUGUCGAGCCGAGGGAAUUGGCUGCGUCUUUCUCAAGCGAAUGUCAGAUGCUAUCGCCGACGGAAACCCAAUCCUAGGCUGCAUUGCAAGCUCGGCUGUGUAUCAAAACCAGAACUGCACCCCGAUGUUUGUGCCAAACUCACCAUCUCUCACGGAACUGUUUCAAGAUGUCAUCCGCGAGUCCAAGGUUGCUCCAAGUGACAUCUCUCUGGUCGAAGCUCAUGGUACAGGAACUGCGGUUGGAGAUCCAGCUGAGUAUGAGAGCAUCAAGAAUGCCGUGGGCGGACCUGGUGUUCGCUCAACUCCUUUGCCGAUAGGAUCCGUUAAGGGUCAUAUUGGACACGCCGAAGGCGCAUCAGGCGCCGUUUCCUUGAUCAAGGUCCUGAUGAUGAUGAAUAAAAACUUCAUCCCUCCACAGGCUAGCUUCACACACAUGAAUCCAGGGAUCAAAGCUUCGCCCUCUGAUAUGUUAGAGGUCGUCACGUCUCUUCGUCCUUGGAGCAAUAGCACCAGCAAGAAGGCAUUGCUGAACAACUAUGGCGCCUGUGGCUCAAAUGCUGCGAUGGUGGUCACUCAGUCUCAACACCACAAUUUUGGAGCUGAAGAUGCUUCCAUAAGGGGGCUGCGUGCUGCAACUGCAGAGCAACAGCGUCGGUUCCCUUUUUCGAUUUCUGGUCUUGACGCACGCAGCAUUCAGAGGUAUGCCGGAAAGCUGGCGUCCUACCUGCAGAAUCCAUCCGUGGUCCAUGGGUCUUUGAGCCUAGCCGACAUCUCUUUCAAUGUUGACCGGAUCUGUAACCCAUCACUGGGCCAUAAGAUCUCGUUCGCCGCAAAUUCGGUCAAGCAGUUGCAAGAUGCGCUCUCUCAGAUCGCGGUUGGGGAUUCCACCGAGUCCCCAUUGUCCAUCGAGCCAACCAAGGCGGAGCGUCCUGUUAUUCUCUGCUUCGGUGGCCAAGUUUCGACCUAUAUUGGCCUAGAUAAGCAUCUUUAUGACAGUGUGGCUAUCCUCAGACACCACCUUGACGAGUGCGAUGUUGUGAUGCAGUCCUUCGGCCUCGACAGCAUUUUCCCCGGCAUCUUCUCAAGCUCACCAGAAGAAGACCCUGUCCGCGUACAAACAAUGCUCUUUGCCAUGCAGUACUCGUGUGCUCGCUCGUGGAUUGAUUGCGGCCUAUUUGGAAAGAUUGCCGCCGUUGUCGGCCACAGUUUUGGGGAACUCGUUGCACUCUGUAUCUCGGGGGUUCUGAGCCUCUCUGACGCCGUUCGAUUGGUGGCAGGACGUGCUCGCGUGAUUCGGGAGUCUUGGGGCACGGACAAGGGUGCUAUGAUGGCAAUCGAGACGGACGCAGCACUCGCUCAGGAACUCGUAGACGACACUAGCCGUCGUCUUAGCAAGCGGAAUACUGAGGUCGCCCCGGCUGCCAUCGCUUGUUACAAUGGAGUGAGAAGCUUCACCUUGGCAGGUCCCACGGAGGCCAUUGACGCGAUUGCAGACACCAUUGCACAGGAGGAAAAGUUCUCAGCCAUCAAGAGCAAGCGACUCAAUGUCACCAAUGCCUUCCACUCGUCCCUUGUUGACCCUCUUGUGGAGCAACUCGAAGAAAUUGGCCGGGACUUGACGUUCAACCAGCCCUCGAUCCCACUUGAGCUUGCAACCGAGACGAGAUCCUCAAGCCCUGAGAUGACAGCCCAGUACGUGCCGAAACACAUGCGCAAGCCUGUCUUCUUCUGUCAGGCAGUUCAGCGCCUCGCGGAGAAGCACCCCUCGGCCAUCUUCCUGGAGGCCGGGUCCAGCUCCGGAAUCACAGUCAUGGCAAGCCGUGCGCUACACACUGGAGGAAGCUCGCACGGCUUCCAGCCAGUGAAGAUCACAAACUGCAAUGGUCUUGACGGCUUGACAGAUGCGACGGUCUCUCUUUGGAAACAAGGCCUCCGGGUCUCUUUCUGGCCACACCACGCGUCCCAGACCAACGAAUACGCCAGUCUUGUCCUCCCACCGUAUCAAUUCGAGAAGUCUCGACAUUGGCUGGAUCUCAAGUCUCCAGUCAAGGCCAUCCAGGAGGCUGCAGCGCUUCUGGGUCCUAUUGAGAGGCCAGCCGAAGGCAAAGAGGAUGACCAGAGGGGUCUUGGCCUUUGGUCAUUCAUCGGCUACCUUGAUGAGAAGGAAAAGACCAGCAGCAAGCGCACACCCAAGCGGGCCCGCUUCCGGAUCAACACGGGCUCGGAAGAGUACAAGAAGUUUGUCUCAGGCCACAUCAUCGCCCUGACGGCGCCCAUUUGCCCGGGUACACUCCAGGUCGACAUGGCAAUCGAGGCCUUGUUCAGUCUUCAUCCCCAAUGGAAGCAAGAUGGGUUGCAGCCCACCGUUCAUGACAUGGUGAACCACUCGCCUCUUUGCGUCGAUCCUUCGCGCAUUGUCUGGCUGGACUUCAAGUCUGCUGAAGGUGACUUGACACAAUGGGACUGGAGCAUUUCGAGCACCUCCGUCAUGUCCGAGCGUGAUGAGCAGAUGUAUGUCCAGGGACGUAUUCGUGUACGCUCCGCAGAAGACCCAUCUUACGCGGGCGAGUUCGCGCGUUUCGAGCGUCUCUUCCCACACACUCGCGCUCUUGAGUUGCUUGCUUCAGCUGGCGAUAAUGAGGAUGUUGAGGUUCUGCAAGGUCGUAAUGUCUACCGGACUUUCGGCGAAUUCGUUGACUAUGCCGACAUGUAUCGCGGUGUUCGCUCGGUCAUUGGUCUUGCGAGUGAGUGUGCCGGUCGCGUGGUGGGUCGAUAUGCCGGCAAUACUCUGCUAGACACCCUGCUCGAUGACAGCUUCAGUCAGGUUGCUGGCAUCUGGGUCAACUGCAUGACGGAUCUGGCGCACGGUGACAUGUAUAUCGCCACGGGUAUUGAUUUGUCAAUGCGGUCCCCUCGGCAGAUUAUUAGCACUCAUCGGUCCCAAGAGAACUGGCACGUAUAUGUCCGCAAUACUCGCCAAUCUGAGACGACUUACUUGAGUGACGUCUUUGUGUUUGAUGCUGCAACCAGCGAACUGGCCGAGGUGAUGCUGGGAAUUCAGUACUCACGCAUCUCCAAGGCUUCCAUGAGCAGAAUGCUCACCAAACUUACCAAAGACAAGUCAGUCUUGCGCACUUCGACAAGCGCAGUGGCAGGCGCUUCGACACCAGUGCCAGCUGCAGGCAAUGAUGACGUGUCUAUUGCUCCCGGCUUCACCACGCAACAGCGGGAUAUCAUUCGCAGUGAGGCCAAUCACUCGAAGAAGCAGCCAAAGAAGAAGAAGGAGAAGAAGCCCGCAAGCUCAGGACGACCUGAUAUCAGUGAUGAGAUUCGAAAGCUUGUCGCGACAGUUGCUGGUAUGGAUGUCAGCGAGAUCACUCUAGAUACCGAGGUCGCCGACAUUGGUAUCGACUCGCUCAUGGGCAUGGAGCUUGCUCGCGAAGUCCAGGUGGUCUUCAAACAGGCGAUGGAUCAGGAUACUCUGCUGCAGGCCACAAGUGUUCGUCAACUUGUCACUGUCAUCUCUGGUGUCUUGUUCGGCGAGGGCGGCAAUGCUGCCGCUGGUGAUGCUGGAGCAGACGCCGCCAGCAGCGAGUCCUCCUCGGACGAAGAUGACUGGUCAAGCAGUGAAGGUGAUACAUUGGCCACUCCCCCGUCCGGUGAAGACACCAGGAUCCCUACACCUGAUCCAGUCAAGUCUGCCGUUGUCAAUCAGAGCCUCGAGCUCACGUCCACAGAUAUCUUGGAGUGCUUCGGCAAGGUCAAAAUUAGCACCGAUCAGAAGCUUCGGCAACAUCAUGUGGACAAUGUGGACAGUCACAUCAUUGCUGGCACCAGCCGACUGUGUGUUGCUUUGAUCGUGGAGGCCUUUGAGCAGCUAGACUGUUCUCUGCAAUCUGCGACCAAGGGCGACAAUCUCCCCCGCAUUCCCUACCAGCCAGAAUACAACCGCCUUGUGGAAUGGCUAUACAGCUUUUUGGGGGAUGACGCUCGUCUGUUCGAUGUUGAUCCUACCAGCGGCCAGGUGACAAGGACUGGUGUCGCAGUGCCGUCCAAGCCCAGCGAGGCCCUGAUGGAGGACUUCAUCAACGAAUUCCCGGACUGGGCAGUGACAGCGAAACUGAUAUACCAUGCUGGAAAGCCCCUGGCCAAGAUUCUCAAAGGCGAGACCGACGGUAUCAAGAUUCUCUUCGGUUCGAGCGAGGGUCGUGAACUUAUGGCAGGACACUAUCGGCACAACCCUUUCGCCGCCCUGCUUGGAGAGCAGAUGGGCGAUUUCCUCGCCCUUCUUGCCAAUCAUGUAAAUUCAAGGAGUCAGCAAGGAACACUCAAGAUAUUGGAGAUGGGUGCCGGAACGGGUGGCACGACGCAGAUUCUCGUGCCAUUGCUGGCAUCCUUGAAUAUCCAAGUGGAGUAUACCUUCACUGAUCUGUCCCCAUCUAUGGUUGCCGCAGCGAGACGAACAAUGGGCAAGCAAUACCCAUUCAUGCGCUUUGCUGUCCACGACAUUGAGAAGGUCCCUGCGGAGGAUAUCUGUGGCCAACAUAUCAUCAUCGCCAGUAACGCCGUUCAUGCAACGCACAACCUGGUCGAAUCUGCGAAGAACGUUCACAAGGCCCUGAGGCCGGACGGCAUGCUCAUGAUGCUCGAACAGACCGAAGAUACUCCACUGUCUAACCUGAUCUUUGGUCUCUUCGAAGGUUGGUGGAUGUUCGACGAUGGACGCACCCAUGCGGUUGUUCCUACUGAACGAUGGACACGCGAUCUCCAGAGCGCCGGCUUUGGUCAUGUCGAUUGGACUGAUGGACACUUACCCGAGAACAACAUUCAGCGAGUUGUGGUUGCGUUGGCGAGCGGUCCUGUCAUGAACCCUUUGCCGAUCUCACCAUCACCGGCCAAGUUGCCUGAGCAGCCAACGCGCGAUCUAGCGACACGAGAAGCGGAAGCCGCGAAGUACGUCGCUGAGCACACGGCAGCCUGGGCCACACCCAGUCUGGACGAGGCCAGCGCAAAGAGAGAUGGCAAAUCGUGUCAGAACCUACAUGAUGCUGUUGUGUUAGUCACCGGAGCCACUGGCAGUCUGGGCUCGCAUCUGGCUGCUGCGUUUGCUGAAAAUCCCGACGUCAAAAGCGUUGUUUGCGUGAACCGUCGCAGGGGCUUCACGGCAGUUGAGACCCGACAAGCUGAUGCUUUUUCCAGUCGCGGUAUCUCCCUUUCUUCCGCUGCUACUUCCAAGCUCCGAAUUCUUGAAACGGACACCUCCCAGUCGCAACUCGGCAUCGAGGCGUCUGAAUAUCAAUGGUUAGUGCAGAAUGUCACGCACAUCGUGCACAACGCCUGGCCCAUGAGUGGCACCCGGCCUCUUCCAGGCUUCCUCCCUCAGUUCCAGACCAUGCGUCAUCUCUUGGAUCUGGCACGCGACGCCGCUUGCUGUUCGCAGUCCGAUGAUGGCUUCCGCCGCAUUGGAUUCCAGCUUGUUACCUCUAUCGGUGUUGUUGGCCAUGCAGGCCGAGGGCGCAUUCCCGAGGAGCGGGUGCCCAUCUCUGCCGUUCUGCCUACGGGCUACUGUGAAGGUAAAUGGGUCUGCGAGCGCAUGCUGGAUGAAACACUGCACAAAUAUCCUGCUCUCUUCCGACCGAUGGUCGUCCGCCCAGGUCAGAUCGCAGGUUCCACGACCAGUGGUGUCUGGAAUCCCGUUGAACACUUUCCGUUCAUGGUGAAGUCUGCCCAGUCCUUGCGCGCAUGGCCCGACCUGGACGGGACGAUGCAAUGGGUCCCUGUCGACGCAGCUGCAGCUUCCAUUUCGGAAUUGUUGCAUAUUGGCAAUGAAGAAAAUGCACCCGAGGCAUACCCCGUCUAUCACAUUGACAAUCCAGUUGGUCAGUCAUGGAAGGAGAUGUCUCCCGUUCUGGCGCGUGCUCUUGGCAUCCCCACCAACGCGAUCGUCACAUACCGCAACUGGCUUCGACGGAUUACCCGUUCACCACUGCAAGAGUCGGAGAACCCAGCUUCCCGCAUUGUGUACUUCUUGGAGGAUGACUACGAGCGCAUGUCUUGUGGUGGGCUGAUUUUGGAUACGACCAAGACCAAGGAGCAUUCGAAGACCAUGGCUUCUCUGGGGCCGCUGAGUUCGGAGGUUGUCGAGGGAUAUGUCAGAACUUGGAAGGAGAUGGGAUUUCUUUCAUCGUAA
Molecule: messenger RNA, 8178 nt
Organism: Penicillium subrubescens
Lineage: Eukaryota; Fungi; Ascomycota; Eurotiomycetes; Eurotiales; Aspergillaceae
Product: putative polyketide synthase
Exons: 1
Coding region: 1-8178 (2725 amino acids)
Biological process (GO): fatty acid biosynthetic process
Molecular function (GO): 3-oxoacyl-[acyl-carrier-protein] synthase activity; phosphopantetheine binding
Source: RefSeq, a predicted model, not a curated record